UGAAGCGCGUACCUCGAUCUGUGACUUUCUUAUUUUUGUGCCUUAUGAAGGUUUCCAGUUGGUCGCGUAGUCCAAAAGCCUCUCAGAAUAAUCUGUUUCAAUGAUAAUUUGCUCUUAUUUUUGGUAAAUUUCCGUGGAAAUGGACUUAUCUCAUAUGUCACAUCGUACAAGGCGUGCUUUCCUUAAAAAGUUAAAAAGGAAACGUAAACGUCAAAGGUUGGCACAGGAAAAUGAAGAAAAGGAAUUGCAAGAGUUAAGUCGAUUGCAACUCUCUCCAACGUACCAGGCACAACAGGCCAAAGAAUUGGAGUUGGCUGCACUUGAAGCUGCUGAACAUGAGCGUAAUGAACAGAAGUGGUUACAACGUGAAAAAGAGGCACAGCUUAAGUGGGAAGAAGACUGUCGUCAUAGAAAGCUUCUAAAGGAACGUGAAGAAGAAGCUCAGAAAAGAAUUAGAGAAGAAUGGGAGAGUAAACAACUGGAAACCAAGAAUAUUGUUUGCGCGUCAAAAUCUCAGGCAAUUCAUGAACAGUCUUCUAACCUUCCCCCUUGGCAUCAUCCUCCACCUCCUGUAUCGAUUACUUCAGUAGUGGAACAAGUACCACGCUCUAGUAUUUCUACAGUGAUAGAGAAGUGUAGUUUCUUUCGUAAAACUGGAGCUUGUCGAUAUGAUUUUCUUUGCUCCCGUCUUCAUGAAUAUCCAAGCGCCUAUGACACUACGGCAUCGUUUAAUCUGAUUAAUGAUGACCAAGAUGGUUUUGAUGAACCGAUAGAUAAUUCGUGCCUAGUUUUACGGAUACCUAAAAUGUUCACUCACUUCCAUUUGGAUUUAACGAGGAAAGUGGGUUCCGAGGAUCAAGAUUCAGGUCUUGAAGUGGACGAAAAUCAAUUACUCUCAGAUUAUCAUGAAUUCUACCAUGAUGUACGCUCAGAAAUGGAAUCAAGAUGGGGCAAAAUUUCAGUAAUUCGAACAUGUCGUAAUUUAGCUGAUCAUUUGUGCGGGACAGUGUACAUUGAAUUUGCAAGAGGUCCAAGCGCAACUUGGGAUGCUGCUGAAGCUUGUAAUGGUCGUUGGUUUGCUGGACGCCAGUUAACAUGUUCUGUAGUACGAUUGGGUGGUGGUUGGAGAGAGGCUAUCUGUGGUCUCUAUCAUCGUGGCAAAUGUCCUAAAGGUGAUCUACAUUGUAAUUUCUUGCAUGUAUUUCUUAAUCCUGGUGAAACGGUUAACGAUAUACAAAAGGCAUUAUGGCGUCAUUUAGGUAGAUUGCCUAGUCCAGUGGAUAAUACUCACUGUGAUCGUGUAUCGUACUCUCCUGUGACAAAGUCACACCGGAAACGUUCAUCGCAUUCAAAUCAUCAUAGACGGCAUAAAAAACGUAGACGUUCUUCUCGCACUCCGUCGCCGUCGGCGUCAUCAUCAUCAUCGUCAUCAUCUCCAACAAGCAGAAGAACAAGAAGAAAAAGAAGAGAUUAUUCAUCACGGUCUAAGGAUAAUUGCAAAAGAUCAAGUCCGUCAGCGGAUCACCACAGACACAAGAGAAGUAGACACAGUGAUAACGUUACUCAGUCAAGAUCUCCUUCACACCGCCAUUCACCUUCACCAACAAUGCACAGAAAACGUAAGAAGCAUACUAGAGACAGAUCACCUCAUUGCACAAACAGAAUAACUGAUCAAUAAUCUUUGCCUAUUUUGUUAAACUGAUUAUUCAUAAAAAAUUAUCGCAUCCCAUACUGCCUGGUUGUUAGUAAGUAGUACAUCACAGUGUUUGUUAUAAACAUUACUAUUACAUUAGUAGUGAGCUAGUCAAUUCCACAGCAUAUACCGUAUGCGCCACUCCUCCACCAAUGUUUCCACUGCCCUCCUCUUCAUCUUCUAACGUCCAUUUGUAAAUAUCCUGUAUUUGUUGUAUUUAUGUGUUAUAUAUUUGUAUUUGUACUAUUCAUUCAAUUCUUAAACUAUCAUUCCAACAUUCCAACUGUUAAAUAAAAUUCACAAACAUUUGAAUAUAGAUUGAUUUGACCCGG
Messenger RNA from Trichobilharzia szidati, 2025 nucleotides. The record is from the annotation of a GenBank genome assembly. Lineage: Eukaryota; Metazoa; Platyhelminthes; Trematoda; Strigeidida; Schistosomatidae.